UCGAACUCUACUCAUAAGGCAACACUCCUCAAAGUUCUCGAUUUCCCUUCUCCCUAUCCCCCACCCCCAGGAAAGAGAGAGAGAGAGAGAGAAAGAAAGGAAUCCCGAAUGGCUAAGCUUAGUAGAUCCAGUGGUAGCAAAAAGAGGGGCAUUGUGAACCUCAAGAUUGUGGUGGAGAAGCUACAAAAGAGCCUCUCACUCGGUAGGAGAUCACCACCUUCAUGGUCAACUUAUUAUCACCGAGAGGAUGACUAUUGCGAAGAUGCGAAUGAGCGCGAGAACAAUGGCGAUGCCGUGCCCGACGAUGUGAAGGAAGGUCAUUUCGCGGUGGUGGCUCUUGAAGGAGACCAACCCAAGAGGUUCGUGAUUCCCUUGAGCUAUCUGGCGCACCCCACAUUCCUUAGGCUCUUGGAGAUGGCGGCCGAAGAAUACGGGUUUGAGCAUGAAGGUGCACUUGCCAUUCCUUGCGAGCCUAGUGAGCUCGAGAGGAUUUUGUCUAGCUAGAGUCUAGAGAGAUGACCCUUCAGUCGAUAAUUUAGCGUGACGAGAGGAGUAGUCGACUAGGGUUGAUUCUAACGAAGACCGAGUUGAAUUCUUGUGUGGAUCCGCGUGAAUCAAAUAGGUUAGUAACUAUUGUUAUUUCUCUUUUAGAAAUGAUCGUAUAUAAAAGUACGAGAUAGGUUAGGCCUUUGCCUAGUCUUAUCAGAGAUUAGUGGUGUCAAGCCAGUGGAUGAUGGUGACUCUUCCUCUAGUCCCCAUGUAUUUACUUGUAAUUGAGCUCAUGUA
Messenger RNA from Eucalyptus grandis, 786 nucleotides. RefSeq names its product auxin-induced protein 6B. The transcript has a single exon. Bases 109 to 504 code for a protein of 131 amino acids. The record is from RefSeq and is a predicted model, not a curated record. Lineage: Eukaryota; Viridiplantae; Streptophyta; Magnoliopsida; Myrtales; Myrtaceae. Gene Ontology annotation, biological process: response to auxin.